Molecule: messenger RNA, 1404 nt
Organism: Eublepharis macularius
Lineage: Eukaryota; Metazoa; Chordata; Lepidosauria; Squamata; Eublepharidae
Gene: GRAP2
Product: GRB2 related adaptor protein 2
Exons: 11
Coding region: 245-1261 (338 amino acids)
Molecular function (GO): protein binding
Source: RefSeq, a predicted model, not a curated record
GGCGCGUUGAGGACAUCCUCCACGAUGCAAAGCCGGUAGUCAGCCGAACUGCUGCCCCGCCCAGGACCUUGGGGGAAUGACAUCGUUCCCAUCAUGACAAGUAAAUGCUCCAGAGCUCCUAGCCCAUUCCCACUCUCCUUCCGCCUCCACACACUGGCCAGAUACUACAAGAGUUGGAUCUACUAAACAAAAGCAAAGUGGAGGCUCUUCUGAUCUCAGAGUGCAAUCUGUCACAGGAGACAACAUGGAAGCCAUUGCAAAGUUUGAUUUCAGCGCGUCAGGAGAGGAUGAGCUGAGUUUCCGUGCCGGGGAUGUCCUGAAGAUCUUGAGCUCUCAGGAAGAUUGGUACAAGGCAGAGCUGAAGAGUUAUGAAGGUUAUGUCCCAAAGAAUUUUAUAGAUUUUCACAUCCCCAGCUGGUUCCACGAAGGAGUGUCCCGCCAUCAGGCUGAGAAUAAACUCAAGGAGAAGGGAGUUGGCUCUUUCAUUGUCCGAGCCAGCCAGAACUCCCCAGGAGACUUCUCUAUCUCUGUCAGGCAUGAAGAUGAUGUCCAACACUUUAAAGUCAUCAAAGACACAAAGGGCAACUAUUUCUUAUGGAGUGAGAAGUUCCCAUCACUAAAUAAACUUGUGGAGUACUACAAGACUUCUUCCAUCUCCAAACACACACAGAUCUUCCUGAGGGAUGAGACCCAGAAAGAGCAACAGGACAUAUGUGUUCGGAGCCUUGCCAAACGGACACAGGAAGUGCUUCAUCUGAGUGGAGCAGCUGCUAAAGACACUGGAGCACCAGGGCACAAGAAAGAUGGAGACCAUUAUUCACCACGGCUGCCUAAGCAGGACUGGCAUGGCAGGAGCAUGGAUAUUCAAGUUGGGCUACAGAGCCAGAGAUACUAUGGAGAAGGAAAUGCACCAUCCAUGUUCCGAAGGCACACAGAUCCUGAACAGCAACCACUGGACAGGCAUGGCAGGAGCAUGGAUAUUCAAGGUGGGCUACAGAGCCAGAGAAACCAUGGAGAAGGGAAUGCACCAUCUAUGUUCCGAAGGCACACAGAUCCUGCCCAGCAACCACAGCGGACACAGUGGGUCCGUGCCAUGUAUGACUUCGAGGCUGUGGAGUGUGAUGAACUAGGGUUUUUCAACGGAGAUAUCAUAGAAGUCCUGGAUAACUCUGAUGCUUCUUGGUGGAAAGGCUGUCUACGUGGAGAAUUUGGUCUCUUUCCUGCCAACUACGUAGUACCUGUGAAUCCACAUUGUAUGUAACUGUGUGUGUUGUAAUGAGAGUGUUCCAUUAUGUCAGUAACAGAAGAAACCUCCUUAUGUACGUUGGGUGAUACACAGUUUUUACGAUAACUUAUUGGCUGAUUUUCUGCUUGAUAAGCAAGAGAUAAGGAUUGUCAAAUAGA